Cordyceps militaris CM01 is the source of this 1194-nucleotide messenger RNA. RefSeq names its product glycerophosphoryl diester phosphodiesterase, putative. Gene Ontology annotation, biological process: lipid metabolic process. Gene Ontology annotation, molecular function: phosphoric diester hydrolase activity. The transcript is spliced from 4 exons. Bases 1 to 1194 code for a protein of 397 amino acids. NCBI's taxonomy places the organism in Eukaryota, Fungi, Ascomycota, Sordariomycetes, Hypocreales, Cordycipitaceae. The record is from RefSeq and is a predicted model, not a curated record.
AUGGAUGAUUCCGAUUCCCUCUUUGACGACCUCCCUGACGCCUCGGCCAACACUGCCCCCCCGUAUUCGCACCGGCCGGCGCGUGGUCGGACAACUCCCAGAAAAAUUGGCGAAAAAAAAAGCGAAGAGAACGAGACGAAGUUUCUGACAAGAAUGAAUUUGACAGCGCCGUUUGCGGCCGCCAUCCCCUCCUCCAGAGACCCCGGGCGUCUCCUGCCGCAAACCGUCGCCCACCGCGGCUUCCGGGCGGCGUGGCCCGAAAACAGCCUCGAUGCCAUGCGCGCCGCCGUCGACGCCGGUGCGCACGCCAUUGAGACGGACGUGCACCUGACCCGCGACGGUGUCGUCGUCAUGUCUCACGACGCUACGCUUACACGCUGCUUUGGCGUCAGGAAGAAGAUUGCCAGCUGUGAUUGGGAGUACAUUGAGACGCUCAGGAGUAUCAGGACGCCGCAUCUGGGCAUGCCGCGGCUGCGUGACGUGUUGGAGCUGCUGAACGAGGAGCGCAUGCAAAAGACGUGGUGUGUGCUGGACAUCAAGGUAAGCCCAAGCCUUCAUUUUGUGACUAGAGACUGCGAUUUCUUUGUUGCUGAUGAGAGGCAGAUGGACGAUGAUGCGGAGCAGUUACUGUCCAGCAUGAAGCACGUCCUGGACACCGUCAAGGGUCCUAUUCCGUGGGAGAAGCGCAUCCUCCUCGGCUGUUGGAACGCCACAUACAUCACCGCAGCGCGGCGCAUCCUCCCCAGCUACCCGCUGUCGCACAUUUCCUUUUCGCGCUCCUACUCGCGGCAUUUCGGCGCGGCGCUGCCGAACCUGGGCUACAGCCUGCACUUUUCCGCGCUGUCGGGCGUGCUCGGGCGGCGUUUUCUGCAGCAGCUGCGGAGCGGCCCCGUGCUGACGUGGACCGUCAACCAGGACAACUGGAUGCGGUGGCUGCUGGACCGGCGUGUUCUCGACGCCGUCAUCACCGACGACCCGCGGCAGUUUCGCGCCGUCUGUCGCGUCUGGGAGGACGAGCUGGACGGGCGGCGCGAGCGGCCGCGGGUGGGCGUCGUGGCGGCGGCGCGGCGCGGGUGCGGCGACGGGCUCGAGGCGCUCAAGUUUGCGCUGCUGUGGGUCGUGCUGCACGUCGUGACGAGGUUCUCCAGAAGGCUGGAUACGCUGCCGGACGUGAUGAAGCGCAAGAGUCGGUAG